Paramisgurnus dabryanus is the source of this 1890-nucleotide messenger RNA. RefSeq lists its product as uncharacterized. The record is from RefSeq and is a predicted model, not a curated record. NCBI's taxonomy places the organism in Eukaryota, Metazoa, Chordata, Actinopteri, Cypriniformes, Cobitidae.
GCAUAAGAGAGAGCUUCAAACCAAUGCUUGACUAACCCAACCUGAUUGACAUUGAACAGUUUGUUAGACUGGAGGUUUACCUAUUCAAGUUCAAACAUCCAGUUUCUCUAAAUAUUCAAACAAAACUUUCCCAGAAACUGAGAUGGUCGCUGUGUUUCUGCUCGUGUGCAUCUCACUGAAGCUGUUCCUUCAGACUCAAGGUCAAAACAUCCAAAAAGCAAAGAUUUAUGGUAUAUCCAGAGAGAUUCCAGAAGGCGAUAACCUUGAGGUAACUUGCAGCACGUUUGGUUAUACAACAAAGAUUAAUGUUUAUUUAUAUCUGUGUCAAAACGGGAAAGCUAUAGAAAUGAAAAGUCAAUGCAAUUACGAAGACACAGUCUUUAGAAUAGAGCAUAUAGAAAAGAACAAGACAGGAAAUUAUAGCUGUGUGUUCUCAGAAGAUCGUUUGAAAACAACCGAAGUGAUGGGAUAUGGCGAAAACCACAUCUUCAUAAAUGUGACCGACUCCAAGAGACUCCAGACUUUAAUUCCUGCUGAUAUACGUUUACAUGAGUCUGAAGUACAAGAGGGCAGUGAUGCUGAGUUCACCUGUACACCAUCAAAGCCUUUAAACAGAACCCAGACCAGACAGUUGAUUUUAGCAAUUUUAAUAAAAAUUGGAACGAAUGGCUUUGUAGUCAGUUUUUUGGACCCAAACGAGACAAUGGCAACAUUCACGCUCAGGAAGAUCAGGAAGGAUGAUGCUGGAACAUACAGUUGUGUUGUGAUGUUGAACACACUCUUUCAUCCAGAAAAGUGGGUCUAUGGAAAUAAUGUAGACCUUCACAUAACAGCUGCACCUGUGGUGUACUGUAGCACUGGAGAGGUCAAAAUAUUUAUAGUGUCUUUAAUCUUAUUGUUGUUCAUCAUUCUGUUACUGGGAAUUUUGGCAAUGAUCCAAAAGCAAGGAAGUCUUGGAUGCCUUAAUGAAAGAUGUGUGGAGAACGAGGGGGAGACCAGAGAAGUAGUCCGAGUACGCCAUGAAGAAACAGGUGAAGCUGCUUGUGAAAUACAAAGUGUCAGUGAGGUCUCUGAGUGGGAUAAGUUCUCUGAUACUGAUGAAGAACUGAAUAUUUAUCAGGUAUGUUAUCAUAAACAUAUUAAUAAAAAAACUGUAUAUACAGUAUAUUUAGCUACAUUUAUAUGUUUAGUUUGUCUUCCUUUGCUCCCCCAACACCAGAAUGUAUUAAAAAUCAUCUUCAUAUGCCAGUUAAAUGUCUGAUGGGACAAUUUUCUGUAAAAUCAAAAUUUAUUGUACAGCGACAUCUGGAUGUCAAAAAAAAAAAUAAAAUGCCGUGUGUACUAAAGGGUAUGGGGCCCCUAAGGGGACAUGGAGCAAAAAAUAAAUAAAGUUUAAACUUAAACACAUGAAACUAAACGUUAGAUUUUUUAUACUCCAAUGCAGUGUUGUUUUCGUCAACAAUGAUGAUAUCAAAAUUAUUUCAUUGACACACCUUUUUUAUGACGAUAACGCAACGAUGACUAGCUUAAAAUGGCUCUAAGGUGACUAAAACAUGACGAGACGCUUUCAAGUUUUCGUUGACAAGACGGAACGAAAAUGAUUAUAAGUCUGACAUUCACAAUGCAUAUAAUUUCUGCCUAUUUUGCGUGAAAUCUGUCUGUUUUUAGCUAAAAAGUAUCAGCAAUGCUGUCACUUCCUAUCCUUGUAUACUGGGAGACGACGGUAAAUGUGGCCACAAACUAGGUGGGAAGAAUACCACCAACCUCAACUGGCACCUGAAGGCUCAUCACGCUGAUAUUUUUUUAAAGGUAACUAACAAGUCACGCUGUUAACAUAUCAUAUAAAUUUUUCUAGACAAUCGGCUUUUGACACAUUUCAUAAGCUUAAGA